Lolium perenne is the source of this 402-nucleotide messenger RNA. RefSeq names its product pectinesterase inhibitor 7. Lineage: Eukaryota; Viridiplantae; Streptophyta; Magnoliopsida; Poales; Poaceae. Gene Ontology annotation, molecular function: enzyme inhibitor activity. Gene Ontology annotation, biological process: negative regulation of catalytic activity. The record is from RefSeq and is a predicted model, not a curated record.
CAACACCUACGUAGGCCAUCUAGCUCUACUGCUCUAGCUACAUACGCACGUCGGCACGUACGUUUGGCAGCCAUGGCACGUAGCCUCGACUGCACGUUGCCGCUUCUCUCUGUCGUGCUCCUUUCGUGUUGCUGCGGCCUGUCCGGCGCGGCGCGGCCGGCGCCGUCGGGCGCCGCCGCCGGCAACACGAGCUUCGUGAGGGCGUGGUGCGCGGGGACGGAGUACCCAGCGCUGUGCGACGAGACGCUCUUUCCGUACGCGGCCGCGGUGGGGACAAGCCCGGCGCGGCUGGCGUGGGCCGCGCUGAACGCUACCCUCGCCGGCGCACGGGGCGCAACCAAGGCCAUGAAGGCGAUGGCCGCGGGAGGCCACCUGGCGCCCGUGGCGGCGGAGGCGGCGGGG